GCGCAGUCUGACAUCGUGAGCUACUCCGGCCGUGUGCGCUCGCCGCUCAGCUGCUUUGUUUUCUUUGGAUUAUUUCAGCUUGUGGGUCUUUUUUUUUUUGUUCCCUUCGUCUGCGUUUCUGCUUAUCAGGCGGAGCUGGAAUGUGAACACUGCUGAUCAGCACUGCACGCUUUCUGUCGGGGUGGAACUUUUUCUUCAUUCACAGGCAGGGCGAGUGACAGCAGGACUGGGCACGGUUGGUGUUCGCGUGCGGCUGGGCUGCCCUGCAUGGGAUCAUGUUAAAGCACGGCUCGGCUUCAACGGUGACCACCGCCGACGUCCAGGAUUCCAACAAAAAUGGGAACAUCCGCAGACUGCGGCUUACUCUGCACACUCAGGAGUUGCCGGAAGAGAACAAUGAAGUCCAAGAAAAAGGAAGCAAGGGGAGCGAUGAGAUGACAGCUGGCUCUGCUAGGCGAAGAAAGAAUGGCCACAUGUACAUUGAGAAUGCUACCAUCGUGGAGUCACCCAUACUGCAUCUAUCCACAGCGGCGUCCAGAGUGCCAGCCGAGAAGUCAAAGCGAAGUGUGGUCUAUGGGGUGGUACGCCGGCCAGACACGGAGAACCAGAGCGAAGUGCUUGUGUACCAGUGGUCUGUGAACCAGGUGAAGGAAGACAUGGAGUAUAUUAAGGAGGUCAGGAACUCUUUGGAAAAAGUCAGCGAAAGGAUUUAUGGAGAAUUUGGAGGGAUGCAGCAGAAAUUACAACAGCUGUCUAACGAAAUUCGAGUCGCCAAUACACAGCAACAGGUCUGGCAACAUGAAGCAAAAGUGAAAUCGGCAGCCCUUGACAGCUACAGCCAGAUGAACAGCGCUCUGUCCACGGUGACACUGGACUUGCAGAAAGCUUUGGUAGAUAGCAGCUUGGAACGGAGUGAUAUGAGAGAAGAGAUGAAGAACCUGAGAGAGUCCUACCAACAAGCCAUGGAGAAAAUGAAAGAGAAGGAGCAGCAACUGGUAGCAGCAAUAUCAGAAAAUGAAAUCUUGAAGCUUAAGGUGGAAGCAUCCCAGGAAGCUAAUGCUGAAGCUCUCAGGGACCUGACAAGAAAUCUCCACAGCGAGCAUGAAUAUAAACUUAGAGAAGAGCAGCAGCGUUACCAGGCUGAGCUGGAGGCUUUACAGGCUCAAGUCACCAGUUAUGUCCUGCAGAUUGAAGAAGCCAACAGAAAAGUGAAGGAAACAGAAGAGAAAAUAACUGAGAGAGAUCAGAGAAUCGGUGAGCUGGACAAAUUCAUCAGCCGCAUGGAGAAGGAACGGGAGAUACUGCAGAGGAGCCUGGAGGAAAAAGAAUACGCCUUGGUUCGGAUUCGACUGGCAGAUGAACCAGACAGCUUGGCUCAUAACAAGAGGUCGCAGCAGCUGGAGGAGGAGGCGUCCAGUCUGAGGGAGCGAAUUAAACACCUGGACAACAUGGUCCACUGCCAGCAGAGAAAGGUCAAGCAGAUGAUCGAGGAGAUUGAAAGGCUGAGAGACAAAAUCAUGCAAAAAGAUUUAUAUAUUGAGCAUCUUCUUGAGAGAAUAUGUGCCGUGGAAUGUGAGAAUAAAGAGCUACAAGACAAGCUAAACUACUUACUGUCCAGAAACAAUGUACCAAGAAGUCCUGCUGAAACCAGAGAGAUUGGAGCUGGCUGCGACCUGACAGACAGCAUACAAGUACAGCCACAAUCCCAGACAGAGGUACCUGUUCAAAGAAAGAAGACAACCAUAUCUACACCCUACAUGCGUCUUAUGGAACUCAGUGACAGGAGAAGUAAACAAAACUGGGUUUGUUUUUUUGUGCAUUCGUUUGUCCAUUUCCCCGUCACCCCGUCCGUAAAUAUCAUGGCUACACUAUGGACCGAACGACAGGGUCAUCUUGGUGAACUAACAAAGAAAAGCAAAGAAGAACUUCUCGACAUUUUAAACCGGCAGGAGAAACUGCUAACAAACAAGAGGUUUAUCCAGUCACUUCCUGAUAAAGGAAAGAAGAUUUCAGAUUUUGCUGAAAAAAUCAAAGCUGCUCUUGCAUAUCAUGAAGACAUGAAAAAUAGAACAGAAAUGUUAUCUGCUGUAAAAGUUGAACUUCAUUCUAAAUAUCCACAAAAAAACACCAAACCAAGUGUGUUGGACGAUAGCAGUAUUCAUCAGGAAAAUGGCAAACCAACAGCACUGAUUGGAAAUUGCACUGUGCAGCCUGAAAAUUCAUCAACAGCCGAUAAAACAAUGAAGGAGUUUGAUUUAACACAACAAGGACACUGCAGUGCACCACCAUCUCACAGUAACAAUGGGGUUCAUAGUGAUUCACUCUCUGUUUGCUCUUUAGAGGAAGAAACAAACAAACAAGAAGAACAACUUAUUAAAGCUUUUGAGAAAGUCACACUGGCCAAUUCCACAGCUGUUCAUGUAGAUGAACAAGAUGUAAAAGACUAUAAUGAAGAAAGGUGGUCAGAUGACCAUUUAAAAACUGAUAGCAAUUUAAAGUUGCAUUAUGUUCAAGUUCUAGAAAAAGCACAACAGAAUGCAGUUAAACCCAAAUUCAGGCCCAACCAGUUAUCACAAUCUCAAAACUGUUUAUCAUCUGCCUCCUCAUCGCCAAGCUAUUCUCCACAAGGGCCAGAGUCUCAGCUUUCAAAAGAAGAAAGAAGACUUGAAGAGAAGAAACAUCUGGAUGACAUCACAUCGGCUAAACUUCCUCCACUUCAUCACAUGCCAGCAAUGUUACUGACCUUGGAGGAAUCAGCUGCACUUCAGAUUUCACAGCAGAAAAAAUAUGAGGAACUUCAGGUGAAGCUUGCUGCACGAAAACUAGCGCAAAGGAUGGAUUUCAAGAUGGUAAGAUUUGUUCCAGAAGGUUCAUCUGAACGCGUCUAUAGAGAAGUUCAUGACGAUGGUGCCUACAAUUCAUCAGAAGAUGACUAAUUAUAUUUAAAAAAGCCCUUUGUGCAAGAGGUAGAUGUGAGACAUUUUGAAAACACAUUGAAGAAAUCAUUUUAAAUACAAAAAAUACUCUCUUUAAGGAAUGUGUUUUUAUUAUAUUUGCAGUGUUUAAAGCUAUUUCUUUUUAAAAAUGGGUUAAGUUCAGCAGACAACAAAGUGCCCCCAAGACUCCAUCUUUCACAGUGAUUUUUAAAAUAUAUGAUCAAGGACAUUUACAGUGUAUUUAAUUAUAAUACACACAUUACAGAGGAGCAAUCCUUUUGUUGCAGUAUUUUUUUCAGGUUUACUUUAAUAAAACAAGAGUUUCUAUA
This is a messenger RNA of Polypterus senegalus (gray bichir), 3265 nucleotides long. RefSeq names its product myocardial zonula adherens protein-like. Gene Ontology annotation, cellular component: nucleus; RNA polymerase II, holoenzyme; intracellular anatomical structure. The record is from RefSeq and is a predicted model, not a curated record. Gene Ontology annotation, molecular function: transcription elongation factor activity. Lineage: Eukaryota; Metazoa; Chordata; Cladistia; Polypteriformes; Polypteridae. Gene Ontology annotation, biological process: maintenance of ER location; transcription elongation by RNA polymerase II; intracellular signal transduction. The transcript has 18 exons. The coding region runs from base 276 to 2936 and encodes 886 amino acids.